Molecule: messenger RNA, 2515 nt
Organism: Nothobranchius furzeri (turquoise killifish)
Lineage: Eukaryota; Metazoa; Chordata; Actinopteri; Cyprinodontiformes; Nothobranchiidae
Gene: cnot10
Product: CCR4-NOT transcription complex, subunit 10
Biological process (GO): mRNA catabolic process; negative regulation of translation
Cellular component (GO): CCR4-NOT complex
Molecular function (GO): protein binding
Source: RefSeq, a predicted model, not a curated record
AGCUGCUUAAAUAUAGCCAGCGAAGAAUUUACUGGAGCGUAACAGACAUAUCGGCUAGCCAUUUUGUAUGUUUAAUGUCAGUUAUCGAGUAUUUUCUCAUUAUUUAAUUCUCGCUUCUCUACCCAGCGCAGUUUAAUCGGAAUCUGCUUUAGGAGAAACGAAAGUUCUCGUUCCUAAAAUCAUCACAAAUGUCAGAAAAUACUGAACAAACGGAGUAUGAGAGCUCGCCUUCCAGCGGGAUGACAAACCGAGAGAAGGAAAUCGCAGCAAGUGCAUAUGAAGCUUUUGUGGCUGGGAAAUAUGAUGAGUCUCUCAAACACCUUGAAGCUCUGCAGGAUGUAAAUAAAGAGGACUACAAGAUCGCCAUGAAUAAAGCUGUGGUAGAGUUCUUCAGAAGUGGUCAGACCACUUCAGGGACACUCAAGCAAACCCUGAUGGCGAUGAAAAACCGGCUCCACACAUCAGCUGAUGAUAGUGAUGGGUUGGAUGAUGUAGAGAACUGUUUGUUGUAUUAUAACCAAGCCAUCAUCCUCUAUCAUAUGCGACAGUACUCGGAGGCCAUCUCCAUAGGAGAGAAGCUCUACCAGUUCCUUGAACCAUUUGAAGAGAAAUUUGCCCAGGCGGUGUGCUUUCUGUUGGUGGAUCUCUACCUGCUCACCUUCCAGCCAGAGAAGGCUCUUCACCUGCUAGCCUUGCUGGACAAAAUCUCUGCUCAAGGGAACAACAAGAAUGGAAAGGGAGAGAACAACAGUUCUAACAAAGAAGCAGCAAACCAGAGACUAGAGUUCACAGCUAUGCUUGAAGCGGCUAAAUCUAAAAUCCACCAGUACAAAGUCAGAGCCUACAUUCAGAUGAAGUCCUCCAAGGCCUGUAAACGAGAGAUCAAAUCAGUGAUGAACACAGCUGGGAAUUCUGCACCGUCGCUCUUCCUAAAGAGUAAUUUUGAAUAUCUGAGAGGAAACUACCGGAAAGCAGUCAAGCUGCUAAACAGCUCUAAUAUAGCAGAACACCCUGGACCCAUCAAGACAGGUGAAUGUGUCCGCUGUAUGUUCUGGAACAAUCUGGGAUGCAUCCACUUUGCGAUGGGAAAACACAACUUGGGCAUUUUCUACUUCAAGAAAGCCCUACAGGAGAACGACCACACCUGUGCACAGCUGGGAGAUGGCAGCAGUGAGCAAUCUAAGAGGUUCACUGGUGUCCCCAUGUGUGCUUUACUAGCCAACAAACGCUAUGAGCUGUUGUAUAACUGUGGUAUUCAGCUGCUGCACAUCGGCAGGCCUCUGGCGGCGUUUGAGUGUCUGAUGGAGGCUGUGCAGGUUUAUCACUCCAACCCUCGCCUGUGGCUUCGGCUAGCUGAAUGCUGCAUCUCAGCUAACAAAGGGGGGUCAGAGCAGGAAAGUAAAGGUUUACCCUGUAAAAAAGGAAUAGUCCAGAGUGUCAUCGGACAGGGCUACCAUCGCAAGAUUGUUCUGGCAUCACAGUCUUCACAGAACACCGCCUACAGUGACGGCCAGUCAGCAGCCAUUCCUGUAGCCAGUUUGGAGUUUGCAGCCAUCUGCCUGAGGAACGCCCUGCUCCUGCUGCCUGAACACCAGCAGCAGGAACCCAAACCAGAGAACGGCUCCAAAAGCUCCAGUCAGUCAGGAAGCACAGAGAGCGGCAGUGAGAACAGUGAUGUCUGCAGUGGAAAAAGUCUGGAAGCCGAUAAAUUUUUUUCUGCUGCUCCAUCGUCUCCUCUCAGGAAACAGGAGGUUGAAAACCUCAGGUGCUCCAUCCUGGCCUGUAGUGCCUAUGUGGCUCUGGCUCUGGGAGACAACCUGAUGGCUCUGAACCACGCAGAGAAACUCCUCCAUCAGACCAAGGCUUCAGGAUCCUUCAAGUUCCUGGGCCAUCUUUACGCUGCUGAAGCUCUUAUUUCAUUGGACAAGAUAUCUGAUGCCAUCGCUCAUCUCAACCCAGAGAAUGUGAAUGAUGUGUCCGUGGGCGUUGUGCCCAGUGAGCAGGACCAGGGACCUGACAAGGGAGAGGACCCUGUGGAACCAUCAGGGAAGAAGACGCCGUUGUGUUACCCCAGCAGUGUGACCUCAGCUCGGGCCAUGAUGCUCUUCAACCUUGGCAGUGCCUACUGCUUAAGGAGCGAGUACGACAAAGCUCGCAAGUGUCUGCAUCAGGCUGCAUCUAUGAUGAACACCAAGGAAAUCCCACCUGAGGCCAUCCUGCUGGGAGUCUAUCUGGAGCUUCAGAACGGAAACACUCAGCUGGCUCUGCAGAUCAUCAAACGGAACCAACUACUGCCCUCAACUAUCCACAUGAUCUCCCCAGACUCUCGUAAGACAGCCCCCCCGUCCUUCCACCCCAUCCAGCCCAUCCAGAUGCCCUCGUCGUUCACACAGGUGCAGCGUAAAUGAGCCUCCAUGUUUCUGCAUCUUCACUCCACCUAAAGACGGACAGCAGCUGGCUUUUCAUUUCAGUUUGAUCAAUACGAGUGAAAUAAAUAUUUACUGUAUGGAAUGCA